AUGGCCGAAGAAGGCAUAGCCGUCGCUGCCAUUGAGCCGGAGUUUCCAAAGUCCUUCGAGGACCUGCAAUAUGUGGCGAUAUCCAGUGUCUCCGAGAGUACAGAUCUACAGUCUUCGUACGUCACGGGAGUCGUGUCAUUGUUUUGGCCGUAUUCGUCUUCUAGUCAUGAAUUCUCGGUUCUGCUUUCUGAUAGCGAUAUUUUGGAGCGGAUAAAUAAGGGUGAAAUGAAGCUUACGUUCCGAGGGAAGAGCUUGGGAAAAAAUCUUGAGAAACAGUUGCAGAUUGGAAAUACUGUCAAAAUUGCGCUAAGGGCGGCGAAGGUGUACAGAAAUGAAGAUGCCAAUAAGAGUGAUGCGGAUUCUGAUUGGGGUUGUGUUUGGGAGAACUCGGUUAUGCUACAGGUGAAUGAUUCAGAAAUUACCGUUGCUACCGCAGAUCCCGAGAUGGAUCUAGCCGAUUCGACCCUUUUAUCGAUCUCUCCAGACUUACAAGACGAGCCUGAUCCAGACGAGUCAGAUUCCAACCAUGAGUCCAUGGAACCCGAGAUAAUCAAUUCAAAUAGAUCAUCUAUGACUCCAGCGAAACGACCAGCUGAAUCGCUCGCAGAUGCCUCGAACACGUGGUUUACCCCACCAAUAGUACUUAGGCGGCCUCUGGAACCUGCUCCGGACGAUUCUUUCACUUCCGGUGCCAUGUUUGAGUUCGAGGACGAGCUUUCUGGACCUCUUCCAAAGAGAUCGAAACACAGCAGAAGCUCUUCUGAUUACGUGUUUGACGAUGGGUCCAACUUAGCUGCCAGUGAAAGAGAACUGCAAGAUUCAGUUUGGCCUAAUGAGAGCGUGUCACCCACUGCUCCGGCGCCUGAAACUAUUGGAGAACCCACAAUCGGAGAUGCGCCAUCUCAGUCGCCCACUAAUUUCUUUGGCUCAGCAGCUGCAUCUGAAGCGGCUCAUUCGGUCGAUGUGAACAACACUCACCUGCCGGCCGGGCCACCUGAUACCAAGCUGCUGCGUGAUGAAAAUGAGCUAUAUAGAGAUCUCAUGCGCAGAAAAUCGAAUGCGGUUGAGAUCGCCAGUCAUGCUGCACAGCAACCGACGAGAGAGGCAGCUGGGAUCAUAGACGAUGUCAGCGUUGCGACCCAGGUUGGAAGCUUCGCGGAUGCCGAGUCUUCGUUGGGCAACAACAUCGAAGACCAGAGAGAUCGAGAAACCGAUAACUUGAUGGCCGCCCAGUCAAACCUUUACAACGAAAUCUUGCGAGAGAAGAUCUCCAACUCGUCCUCAAAAACAGGAGUCGAAAGCUCAGCUGUUACCCAGCUCGGCAGUGCCGAUGAGAGUCGCGAUCAAUUGGGCGAUUAUGCGUCGGCUGGAACACUGGCGUUUGAAUCGGCAGCGAUGCCAUCUACUGAGAUUUCCAGAGAUCCUGAGCAUGCACUGGAACAGGUGGAAAGUACUGUUUUGCCCGAGGAAGAGGAAGCCCCUCAUAUUGCUAUUGAAUCCAGCAUAGAGCCGGAUGACAACGAAAACAUGCUUGCUUUCCCUUCCGAAGAUGUGACUCCCUUGGCUUCAGCCAUGAUUUCACAGUCGGAGCCUGCUGAUGUCCAGAUGUCGGGUGUCGCUGGGCCGGCUCCGGCUUUUAACUUGGAAGGCAAUGACCAGAGAAAACCUCUUGAAGCUAUAUAUCCAUCUGGAUUCAAUCAGUCUCAAAUUUCUGCCGCCACCGAUUCACAGCCGUCGCUUGCGACCACUCAGGCAAUUGACUCGCAGCAGGAGUCGUCUAUUCAUCAUGUGGAAUUGGAAGAAGUCCCAGAUGAAACCAACAUCCCGGAAAGACCUGGUAACGAUGAGCUCGAUUCUUUUGACGUCCAACAAACUGGAUCUAGCGGAGCAAAUCAUCCUGAUGUUGUUGAGGUUCGUCAUGAAGAUGGGGCCCCCGCUGAUAUCUCGAUGAAUACCCCACUGGUCGAGAUUGUACAUACUCCAGCGGUCAAUGAUGACAUGGAUGAUGAUGAGCUUGAUCCUUCACUGUUUCCCUCGAUUGAUCCUGCGCAUGAGUCCGAUAUAGCUGAAGCAUAUGAUGAGGACGACGGCCCUUUGAUUGAGGCCCCGCCCGAUGAUGAGACUAGCGCAUCGCUCAGGCCGACAGAAGAGAUGGUCAUCAUCAUCGAUCAGAAGUUGGUGGUAUAUGCCGAUGAUUCUGACGAUCACUCUGAUACAGUUGGGGUAGUUAUUGAAGUAUUUGACGAAGAGGAGAGUGCGAUAGCAAAUACACCCCUUGUCGAGAUUGUACACAGUCCGAGUCUCGAUUUUGAAGAAGAUGAUCUUGAGAUUGAUCCGUCGCUAUUUCCUUUGAUUGAACCGGCAGAUGAUGCAGACAUCGUCAUUGAAUAUGACGAGGACGAUGGGCCUUUGAUCGAGAUGCCUGUCGACGAUGUUUUGAGCUACGUGCCUCUUGAAACGGAAUUCGUUAUUAUUAUUGAUCGGGAGUCAGUGGUAUAUGUUGAAUCUGAGGAAGUUCUUGAUACAACUGUACUAGUCGAUGAGCGUGUCUCUAUCAGCACGAGCCAGCUUCUCGUUAACGAUAAUGAACAACUUUCUGUCUCGUUCGGUGGGGCACCGGCCGAGAGUCUACAGGAGGAAGCGGAUUCACCCGAGAAUUUCGCGACUCAGCUUCCUGGGUCUGAGCCAGAUACGCAAGAGUUCCAGGCGGGCGACAUGGUUGUCGAAGUUAAUUCUGAAUACGUGGAAAUCGACUCAACUCGGAUCGUCGAUGAUGCUGAUUCUGGUGGUAUGGAAAACCUAUCGGCUAUGCAGAGUAUAGAAAAGACUUUGGAGUUUUUGGAUGAAGAAUCAAGACAGCUAUCAGGAACAGCCAAGAAGUAUGAACAGGGCUCAACUUCCUAUGAUCAGUCGGUCAACUUCACCCAAGUGUCUGAGACGCGCAUGGAAAUAAGCCAACCCGAGCCGUCCGACAACGUCGAGAUUCUGGCCAGUUCUUCAUACGAGGUUAUUGAGCGGCUUAUUUCAGAGAAUGAUAGUCAGCAGAUUGACGAGACGCCUCCAGAGAAGUCUGCGAAGAACAGUGAGGUCUCGACAUUCACAAUCGCAGAAGAAUCUGUUCGGGCGUUAUCUCAGCCAGAUAAUUUGAGUAGGGAAGAAUCGCAAGACAGGAUGGAUGUUGAUGAGGUUGAGUCCGACGCUGAGUAUGCGUCUCAGAGAGCAUACUCCUCAGAACCAGAGUCCGACACUGAGAAGAUGAAUUGGUCUCCGGCAGUUCCAGAGGAGCAAAGCGUGCAGGUAGAAUCAUCUGACUCGGAGAAAUCUGAGGAGAUUGAGGUGUCUGUAACGACACAUAUCGUUGAAAGUAGCGUGGUGUCUUCUCAAACAGGGGCCGGGCCUGAGAGCGCUGUCUUGAUUGUUGACGAAGAAGAGGAUGUUGAGGUUGUCGAGUCUGACAAAGCCGAGGAAGAAGAGCACGGCGAUGACGAAGCUGGCGAUGUCGCUCCCGAACUGGCUGAGAACGCAGAAAGAAGCCAAAACCCUAAGGAGUUGGAAAUCUCCAAGGCUAAUGCAGCCUCAAUUGAAAUCUUGGAUGUGGAGGGAAGUGAGGUAUCGGACGAAGAGGAGAUCAGUGAUACCGCUCCGGAGUGGGCUGAGGCUGAACGGAUUUUGCUACAGAGGAAGAAAGCAGGUGGUACUGCUGUCACUGCAGACGAGCAAUUGACCCAAGAGAAGACGGAACAGGUCUCUAUUAGCUCUCAAGCCGUUGAGGCAGUUUUGGCUGAUGAGGAGACUGGUGAACAGGAAGACGAGGAUAUUGAUGACAACGCGCCAGAGUGGGCGGAGGCCGAAAGGAUUAUCCACGGCCAAAGCAAGACAGACGAGAAGACUGGUGACAAUGACAAUGAAUCAGAAGUUGAGGUCGAUACUGAAGACGAGAUUGAUGACAACGCGCCAGAGUGGGCAGAGGCUGAAAGGAUUAUCCACGGCCAAAGCAAGACAGACGAGAAGACUGGUGACGAUGACAAUGAAUCAGAAGUUGAGGUCGAUACUGAAGACGAGAUUGAUGACAACGCGCCAGAGUGGGCGGAGGCCGAAAGAAUUAUUCAUGGCCAAAGCAAGACAGACAAGAAGACUGGUGACGAUGACAAUGAACCAGAAGUUGAGGAGGAGAGUGAGGACGAGAUUGAUGACAACGCUCCAGAGUGGGCUGAGGCCGAGAGGAUUAUCCUCGGUCAAAGCAAAGAGGUACCACUCGUUCUAACUGAAUCCAGCGAGACUUCACGAACAGAUACAGCCAAAGCUUCAUCUGUUGAAGAAACACAAGAUGAAGAUGAUGACAGCGAAAGUCUGGUAUCGGAAAACGACGAAGAUCCAGAAGUGGCUCGUCUUCGGGAUCUGGAGAAGCAAGUCAUUGCCGCCAGUCAAGUGAUAACUGACAAAGACGACGAUUCGGCUGAGAAGGAAGCAGAGGACGAAGAUGAGGAUGAGGAAAUGAUCGACGAUAAGGAAGAAAAACGUCUUCUAGACUUGGAGAAGUUGGCCGAAGCUGCGACGAACGCCGAGGAUGAUGAAGAAUCGACGGACGAGAAUUCGAAUGAUGGUGAAUUUGCAACGGAUUACCGAUCUUACACUCAACUUUCCGAACUGCGCGUUGGAUAUUCCUUCCACAUCAUCGCUGUGAUCACCGGCGUAUCUUUGCCAACCCCAUCCGAAUAUUCUGAUGAUGAAGAUAGCUCUUCAAAGCUGACGCUUAAACUCAUGGACUCGUCAAUAUUGGGCGAACCGAAAGCAGCUGCUCAGGUUGUCAUUCACGGCCGUCAUCGAAGUGGGGAGAUCAAUGUUGGUGAUGUCAUAAUACUUCAGAACUUCAAGUGUUCUCUCUUCAAAGGAAUCGAGACCCUUGUGGUGAGGACUACAUCUUCCUGGGUAGUCCUCAGUUUUCCCGGCAACAAGUCCCCGAUCGUCAUCUACUCAAACAGGCCUCUCGAGUAUGGACCUCAAGAAAUCGAGUACGCAAAGAAGGCGAAACAGGCUUUUGAUGAAGCAGUCACGAGUUAG
Molecule: messenger RNA, 5061 nt
Organism: Myxozyma melibiosi
Lineage: Eukaryota; Fungi; Ascomycota; Lipomycetes; Lipomycetales; Lipomycetaceae
Exons: 4
Coding region: 1-5061 (1686 amino acids)
Source: RefSeq, a predicted model, not a curated record